AUGGUUCUCAGCAACUCUGCCAUCAUUGUCAUCGUCCUGGUCGGUUGCCUGGCCGCUACCGCUCUGGGCGCAGCACUCUUCAUCCACUAUAACCCCGCCAAUGAAUCCCGCUUCAGCCCAAACCACGAGCAGCACCAAUACAUGCGGCAAGUUCGCGCGCGGAACUACAGCCACCUGCGGCAGGAAUCCAUGGGCGGUCGGGUUGAUCUCGAGUCCCGAUUUACAUCGGAGGAAGCGUCGGCCUACAUCCACCCUCAACCCCACUCGCCCCGCGAGUAG
Penicillium atrosanguineum is the source of this 279-nucleotide messenger RNA. RefSeq lists its product as uncharacterized. NCBI's taxonomy places the organism in Eukaryota, Fungi, Ascomycota, Eurotiomycetes, Eurotiales, Aspergillaceae. The transcript is spliced from 2 exons. The coding region runs from base 1 to 279 and encodes 92 amino acids. The record is from RefSeq and is a predicted model, not a curated record.